AGUCAACUCCAAUGAGAUCACCAACGAAGAAGAAGCUCUGGCGGUUGCUGACUGCUGCUGCAGCAAAGCCGUGGUUAUAUUUCUACUAAACCGUCACUUUAUUUAUCGUUAGAGAAGGUGAGCAUUCAGUGCACUUAACUUAUUAAACGGGUGAGCUUAGUAAUACCGAAAAACACGGAAUGACAAACCGACCUGAAUCCCGGGGACAUCGUUAGCUUGAAGUGGGCGGUCGGGGCCACGGUUAGCUUAGCAGAUCUACUGUGUUCGCUUGUGUUUAUAGUAUCCCGAGUAGCAUUUUGGUGAUAAACCCAUCUGCGUGGGUACUGGAUUAUUAUUUUAGAUUGUGUUUGUUUUAUUAUUUAUCGAAAUAACUCGGUAAUACUCUGAGGAAAUGCUGCUCGAGUCUCUCAUCCUGAGUAACCGACGUUACCUGUGGUGCAAACUAACACAUGAUUGACAGGACAGUUUAUCAACAAGGUUUUACUUCUGUCUUUUUAAAACUUCCAGGGUCUUUCCCGAGGGUAGUGAGAACAUGGCGGCCGCUGCAGCAUCCUUGUGGGACGAGCAUCAGGCGUAUGAGGAGCUGCUGUACUGGGACAGUCUGAUCCAACAGGGUCACCGGCUGCUACCGCACGACUUCGACAGGUACACGAAUAACGACGACUUAAAGGGAUAUCCUAAAACUUAAAGGGAUAUUCCGACUUUAGGAACGACCGCACAAUAGCAAUACUCAACAGUCUGAGGAGCCAUAAACAAACCUCAACCAAAACACCACUCAAUAGCCACAAAUAAUGCUCAGAACAGCACUAACUUCAUCAACAGUACAUUUAGGGUCCUAGCCAUAGUACUAGCCACCAAACAUCUUUUUAGCUUUGCCUGAUUUCUUUUGCAAAGAGACUAAACAACUCACCUACUCUCUUCCAGCAGCCACUUGUUUGUAGUGAGACCUCAGGCCAGUCCAUUACAGACUGCUGCGGAGUUUUGCAGCUCAAGGAAGAACAUUUAUGAUCACUUCUUAAGGGAAAUGCAAUCAGACCGAGAUGCUAGGGCAGAAGAACUACCGCGUCUGCAGUGCAAAAUGAUUAAUAUGGUGAUUAUUGCUUUAAGGAAAUGAUAAAGAAAUUAUCAUAAAUGUUCUUCCUUGAGCUGCGUCCCCCCGCUGUAGUCCGUAAUGGACUGGCCUGAGGUCUCGCUACAAACUGGGAAGAGAGUAGGUGAGUUGUGUUUAGUCUCUUUGCUAAAGAAAUCAGGCAAAGUUAAAAAGAUGUUUGGUGGCUAGUACUAUAGCUGGGACCCUAAAUGUCCCAGCCACAGUACCAGCCAUAAAGUUAGGUGCUGUUCUGAGCAUUAUUUGUGGCUAUAGAGUGGGGUUUUGGUUGAGGUUUGUGUGUGGUAAUGUAGACCGCUGUGUAUUGCUAUUGUGCGGUCGUGACUAAAGUUGGUAUAACUAGAGAAGCAACAUUCAUCUCUCGAAGGGGUGUCUAACUCGGUGUUAUGGUGUGUUUGACCCUGAAUUAGUUUUACGCCGGAAUAUCCCUUUAAGAUAGAUAUGGCUGUAGAGCUGUACAUAUCCCAGUAUUUUAUGAACCUGCGUUAAAUAAUUGUAAUAACAAAAUCACAGUUGUCCUCAAACAUUACCUAAAAACACAGAGACAUGAAUAGAUCAAACAGAACCUGAGAUUAUUUUUUUUACUAACUAAGGAACCGGUAAGUCCACAUUAGGCUGAUGACUUUUAUACAGAUAAUAUUAAUACCUGUAUUUUAGCUGUUUUUGACAGAUAGGUCUAAGCUUGUAUUUGCCUUUCAUUCUCUCCCUCCAGAUAUGAGGAUCUGCGUUACUGGUAUGACUGCCUGUGCUAUGAGGAGGAACUGAGACAAUAUCAUGAUUACAUUACAGCUAUUGAGGAGAUUGAAGAUUCACGGCUUCACCAGGUUCUUCUUUUCCCAAUCUUUAACAAUUCAUUGUUUUACCAUUUAGACCUUCAGGUCAUGUUAUACAGGUCUUCAAGUCUCGUCAUGUUUUCCAUCCUGCACCACUAAAAGACAACUUGAUUUAACAAAUCUAUGAAGGAAAAUUUUUGGUUUUCCAAUGUUAUUUUGAAGCACACAUUUCUGAAUCAUUUCAACUAAAACGAUACUUCCUUUUUCCUCUCAUAUGUUGCUGAGUUUCCUAGUUUCCUCCAAGCAAGCAGGAGUGACUUUAAAAACAAAAGUUAGCAACUUUAGAGGGUUUUUAAUUAAUACUAUGUGGGUCAGUCGUUUUAUAAAAAAGUACCUGUAGCGUUACAGUAUAGGACGAAGAUGUCUUUGCCUCUCGACUUGGUUUUCUGUCCUGAAACCGUCUUUGUUGAUUCCCCAAUUCAGGAAACUGUUGCACCCAAAGUGCACAUUGGGCCCUAUGAUCGCCAUGUAAUGGCCAAACACUCUGAAGUGUAUCCCUCCCCAGAGGAGCUGGAGGCAGUGCAGACAAUCAUUUCCCAUGUGGAGUGUGCACUAAAGACGGUGUCUGACCAGAUCGAUUCAGGGAGGUAAGCAGAGCAUCGAAAUGGUUCAGUUCAGACGUAGUUAUGAUUAGUGCGCCCAACCCCAACCAAAACAGUCAGGACACUACAUAAGGUUCAUUAAGGUUGAUGGUUUGCUUAUCAUUAAAAGGCUAUUUUGGUGAAAUUUAAUUGGUGCAAAGACAAGUUAUUUAUUUUUUUUUUAUCAAUCAUAACUCUUUUGUUUCAAAAUUCAAUGUCUUUUUCUGCAAGCAGAGCAGUUCAAUACCAUGACUCUAUUGUUAGUGGGCCAUGCUGUUGUAAUAUGUGCAUAAUAGGGCUGGGCGGUACGGCCUCAAAUCAGUAUCAUGAUAUAUUGAUCAGUUCACCUCGAUAACGAUAAAUGGACGAUAACUGCGCCACAAGCUGCUCACCUCCUCCUGCAUUAACUUUGUCUACUUCAGCCGCUACAACCUUUGAACCGUCCUCCAUCUCCUCACCUGUCUUUCCCUCUUUGUUAUGGACUGGAUUGGGUGGAGUCACGUCUCUGAUGUAGGACAGCGUUUUAAAGGGACAUGAGACCAUAGCCUACCUACACACAUCCAAAACCAACUUUUAUUUAUUUAUUUUUCUGACAUUGAUAUGGGCAAAAUGACGUUGGUUUUUGUCGUAAAUUUCAGUAUUGGUAAAUUUUCGGUUUAUCGCCCAGCCCUAGUGCAUAAUGUCACAAACAUACCACUUCCCCUUAUACUGAUAUGUUGCCUUCACUGUUUCGUGUUUAAAUGUUUUACAAACCUUUAAAAUCUGUUCUUAUAACUAUUUCUGUGUCACAGCCCCUUUAAGAAUUGGGUUUGCACUUUAAUUGAUAAUAUUUCUGUCUAACUAAACUGUUUGUUUUAUGAUUGUUUUUUUAUUCUACUCACAGUGAAAGCGAUAAGACACAAGAGCGUGUCCUGCGUGGGGUCAUGCGGGUUGGUCCUGUGGCCAAUGGACUUUUGCUGAAAGGAGACAAUGACUUGGAGCUGGUGCUGCUUUGUUCAGACAGGCCCACGAUAACUCUGCUUAAAGAAGUGGCUGAAAAGUUAUCGGCACAGUUGGAGGUAGACCUGACUUUUUUUUUUAAUCUCCUCAGAUGGAAAAAAAUAGAUUUUCAUUUGAUUUGCACGCAGUUACUCUGACUUACUCAAAUGUUUUUCCUUUUUGAUAACAGAUGUUAUCAACAGAGACAUACACAGUGAACCAGUGUCCUGAAGAUGCAGCCAUUGUUGUGACAAGCAACAAGGAGUCAGUCCUGAAUCUCACUAUCCACUUGACUUCACCCCUUGUCAGGUCGGAGAAAGAGAUCACACCUGCAGAAAACGAAGAAGGUACGUCUCACCUUUAGUGAGACAUGAGUGACCACAGGCCUGAUCUGUGUGUUCUCAGAACGCAGUCACUGUACUACUCCACUGACGUGAAAAAGUAUUAGAUCCAAACCGCUGCUCAUCUUCCUCUCACCAACCUCAGUGGAGCUUGUACAGUUGCUGUCUCAGACUGAUGCCAGUGAACAACCAAUGAAUGUUGGGUCUUCACUCGCUCAAGUGUCCUGUCGUCGUCUUGUGACAAAGUGGCGUUUGCCAGAGAAGCAUUUCUUCUUUAAUCGAUGGAACACUCUGCACAUAUUGUCUACAGUGCCAAGCAUUCAAACAACUUUGUUUAUUCUUGUUAAACUGUUUUCAUGUUUCAAGUGAAGGCUUUUCAAGAAUAACAAGUAAGAGCGCGCAUUGCAUGUACUUGAUGCUGAACAUGUCAGUUUGGCACCAGCUGCAGCAAAACUGAUCAGUAAUUCUGUCAUUUAGAAGGUCAACUAAAAUUCAACAGUAAAGUUUAAAAGAAGGCGUAACUUUAUUAUCAUUUAUAAACUAAUCUGUGGCUAAAAUUAGUGAUAAAGUGAGCUUCUGUGUGGAUCGAGCUGUGAUUAUCUGACUCUGAAGUCAUUAGGAGUUUUUUAAAAAUCCCACAUUCAGAACCAUACCGGCCUCAGUGCAGUUUUAGUUUGUUCCUGCACUGCACUCUGGGGCUGUAGAGUCACAAUCAAAAACAAAUGAUAAACUACUCUGAUAACUCGUGACUCUUAGUUUCCUUUUGACCAACCCAGCUCUUGUUAUGAGUAUCUGAUAUGUAUUUAGUUAGUGUCAAAGUAACUUACAAUACUGGACUAGCCCUAGGUAACUAACUUUAAGGGGAUCGGGAUCAUCGUAGUGCUGGAUGAUUAAUCGAAUUUUAACCAUGAUUUCGAUUUUGGCUUUUUACGAUCAUAAAAACAUUAUAAUUGAAAGAGAUUAUUAAUGUGUAUUUAAGUUCCUGUGCUGGAAAAACACCUUAAAUGCACCCCUGUUACUUGCAGCUGCAGCAAUUGUGUGACGUGUCUGGAUCAAUAAUAUGAGGUAGCGAUCAAAAACAUUGUCAGAAGGGCCACUUUUGGUUCAGAAGUAAGGUGGGACAACUUAAGCUUUUUGGCUUUGAGUUGACGGACAUCAAGCAAAAUGAAAUUGUUCGCAAAGUUUGUAACACUCCCCAAGGCAACAUGACCAACUUUAGGGUUUUCCCUAUGUGAUCGUGGCGCACCACCACAGCUAAAUAAAAGCUGCCACACCCAAAAUAGGAGAUUUUUUAAAUUUUUUUAUUUAUUUACGUGACUCUAUCUCGGACUCAUAUGUAUCAUAUGUGCACGGACAUUGGCGCUGCACCGCACACAGUGUAUUAGCAUUAGCAAGUUAUCCUCAGCAGUUACACAACUUAUUCAAUCACUUAAUUUUCAGCCAUAAAGUGGUCUGAUAAGGGGGCAAAAAAGUGCAAGCAUGUCAGCCACCGCAGGCUGUUCUUUUAAGUUGUAUUCAAAGUUAAAUGUUGGGUUGCAUACUCCAGGCUAAACACUCAAGUUUUGAAUGAAUAAUCGUCUUCAUUAAUCAUGAUUUCAAUAUCAGUCAAAAUAAUCGUGAUUAUUAUUUUUGCCAUAAUCGUCCAGCCCUAGCUCAUCGUAAUGAUACGGUGAGGUUAUUGGUUUUCAUGUAUCUUAUUACAGAGGCUGGUAUGUUCAGUUCAAAGAAACUUUUAAUAACAUGUAAAUAUUUUGAAAUACGACUCCACCUUUUUAACUAUAAUAUAUAAUCAUUUCAGCAUUUUCUGCACUAAUAGUACUUUUAAACUGCAGGAGAUCCAACAUCAAAUAAUCUGGGGAUAGUUCAGCCGAGUUCUGUAGAUAUAGUGUUGAAAACAAAUUAAAAUCUGCACAAAGCUGGUAUGGCUUACAUUGUUUUUCUGAUAUUUCAUAAAGGCUCCUCAGGCCGCUCUUGGUUCAGGGACUCCAUCAGUUUUGCUGCAGCAUGGAGCACACGUGAAGAUACUCUAAAUGCUUGUGAUUUACAACUGAUUGCCUCUUAGUUUGUCAAGUUUUGUAGGAACGCUGGACCUUUGACCAACUGGACACGCUGUCUCAGGAGGAGGGGGAAGCAGUGAACUUAACCAAAGCCGAGCGGCUCGGGCUAGGGGCUUUUAAACGUAAAUGUAGAUCCCCCAGUAUCUAUCAACAUGCUGUGCGAUGUUGUGGGUACCAUUCUGCCACCUGUGACAGGCGACUAUAAUUCUUGUUGGGACUUGAGAUUUAUCCGUAAAAUUUUUGGGAUCCCCUUUCCCUGCCCAUGGCGUUUUGGGAAAAGCUGCUUCUCCCUGAGCUGCAAGACAGAGCCCAACCCCCUUGGUCAAACUGUACCUUUUCUUCUUACUCCACCUCGUCAAUAGAAAUGCGAACAGACAACGAUCCGCCGGACGUUCUGGACAGGCAGAAAUGCCUAACUGCCUUGGCGUCUCUCCGCCACGCCAAGUGGUUCCAGGUUUGCAUUCACGUCCUUUCAGCUCCAUUAGGUUGACAUUUUUCAGUGAUAUGUCAUUUUCUUACUUCCUCUCCUGAUCUACACGUAACAGUACUUUAAGAAGUAGUCCUUAACAUUAAUCUGUUUUUAAUCUUGAAGUGUGGUCUGCUGAUCCAAACCAGGGCCAGACUUGAAUAAGUCACUGGUACUGAGACCAGCAUGUCACUUGAUUUGUUUAAUGUCUUUUUUUUUGUGUGUGUAUUUUUCAGAAAACUCUAGUCUUUUUCGUAAGAAGGUAUUUAGAGCUGUUGUAGUUCUCGUCCAUGUAUUAUUGUCUUCUUACUGAACUGGUCUCCGUUUGUGUCUCCAGGCUAAAGUAAACAACCUGACUUCUGCUGUCGUCGUGAUCCGGAUCAUGAGAGACUUGUGUAACCGUGUUCCCACCUGGACGCCGCUCUCAGGAUGGGUGAGGAAACUGUUGCCACACGCACGUGUUACAGCAUCGGCGUAACCCAGGCAAAACUGUGAAAGCAUCUCAUGUUUUGGUCUUUUUGUAUGUGUCGUUUGUCCGUUUCCACGCAGGCUCUUGAGCUGCUGGUAGAGAAGGCGAUCGGCACGUCUGAGAGACCGAUGGGUGCAGGAGAGUCCCUGCGUCGGGUUUUCGAGUGCAUUGCAUCAGGAAUCCUUUUGAAGGGUUAGGAUCCUUUUUGAGUCGAUCAUGAAGUAACAAAUGCUGGUUCUACUUUAAAUGCAUGGAUAUUAACACGCUAUUUUCACUACACUGCAAAGAUGGCCCUGGAAUUAAAGACCCGUGUGAGAAAGAAGCCGUUGAUGCCACCGAAUAUCUGACCGCGCAGCAGUGUGAGGACCUCACCCAGAGCGCUCAGGUGAGAUCAGGCUUUAAAAGCUCUUUUGUAUUUUCAGGGCUCAACAGUGCGACCGUUUCACUCUCAUUUGCAACUAAAAAUAGGUGUGUGCGAAUUGUAAAAUAUAUUUAGGGGCACAUGUAAUUUUCAUAUGAAUACCGCGGUGAAGUUUAAGUUUGGUUAUUCGACGGGCAUUCACUGCGGAUCUACUGGUGUCUUCUCACUCUCCAUAACCGGCAAUAGCAACAGCAGCGCGGUUAAAUCUACUCGGCACCCUCAAUGUCAUUGUCAGGUGUUGAAUAAGGGACCGUCAAUAAAUUACCGGUUGUUCUUUAAAAGGCUGUUUUCCUUUAAUAGCUUCCAUGUCAUGUGACUAAUUAACUUAAAAUUGAUUUCAAAUAUAGUACUUAUGUCGACCAAUAAGACACAUCUCUUUAUUUCCCUAAUUUGUCCUCUAAAAAAAUUUUUUGGUUAAAUUUAAAGUCAAAUUUUGCACAUUUUCUUCAAUAGCUUCCAUGUCAUGUGACCAAAAGACCUAAAAUUGAUUUCAAAUAGUAGUACUAAGUUUGGACAAUAAGACAAACAUUAUUUGAUCAAUUUUCAUUGUGCCCCUAAAGUUCUUUGUGUGCUCCUUACUUUCUCAACAUGUGGAAAAAGUUAGUGUCAAGCCCUGAUUUCUGAAAAGUAUCUAAUGUGAGUGUUAUCUUUAGUUUGCCUUGAGGCUGUGUGCGUUUGGACAAAUGAACAAGGUGUUGGGGAUGGAUUACAAACCUGUAAAGCCACGCAGAUCAUCAAGCUUCGCCAACAAAGAUCUCACAGGUACCCCAAAGAUCUCUGUAUUUUUUUUUUGUUGUUGUUGUGUAGUUCAUUAUGUGCAGAUCUAAUAUUCAUGAUGUUUCUGUUUUACUCAGCUCAGUUACCACCUGCCGGACAGCUCAGCCUCCAACCGAAGAGACCUUACUCAGAGGUGGAGCAAGGACAGGAUGAGCCUCCCCUUAAUAGCAAACAGAGGAAGUUCCUGAAGUUCCAGAAACGCUUUCAAAGAAAAUCAUGUAAGUAAUUAAUGUGAGAGAUCUAAAUCUGGAUCUGUACCUAUAAGACUUCUGUAAAACAAAACUAAAAAAGAAGAUUUGAGGAUAAGAAGAAACUGUGAAAUGUUACUGCGGUUUGGUUGAUAUUCAUACUCGUUUCUAUGUUUUCUGAAUCCUUUCCUUCACAGUCACAGAUGAUUUUAACAUGAACGCUGUGAUGCGUCUGAACCAGUACAGACCAGGCCUGGAGUACCAGCUGACAUCUCAAACCGGUCCAGUCCACGAGCCAGUCUUCACAAUGACAGUAGACCUAAAUGGAAAGACCUAUGAGUCAUCAGGACCGUCCAAGCGAGCUGCUAAGCUUAAUUUAGCCACCAAGGCAAUGCUCUUUAAAUCUCUCACAGAGUCUUUGAUACGUUUUAUAAAAGUCAUCUGCACAGGGACCAGUCUGAUCAGUGUGGUAUUUAUCAUUCACAGGUCCUGCAGGAUCUUGGUCUUCCAACUGGGGCUGAAUCUAAAUCUGAGACCAGCAGCAACACUGACACCGCCUUGGAGACAGUCAAAGCUCCCUCCACGGCCUCUACUACAUCAGAAGAUGUGAGUACUUUGGAUCUUUUCCUGGAGUGAGGAUUCUCAAUAUCCAUGUAGAAGAAAGUCUGGCAUGUUAUUGGGUAAAGGGUUUAUAAACAUGAAUUUUUUGUUGUCCUGUUUCCCGUGAGCAGGGUGGACAGGGUCCCAUUCUGACCAAAAACGGUAAAAACCCCGUGAUGGAGCUGAAUGAGAAGCGCCGCAGCCUGAAGUAUGAGCUGUCUGCAGAGACCGGAGGAUCUCAUGAGAAGUGUUUUGUCAUGGAGGUCCGUCUGCAGUAUCAGCUACAAGAAUACAGGAAGCAAAACUGGAAGGAUGAUAUUAAAGUAUACACUCAGCAGCUCUGGCGUGUGUCGGUUUGACUUUUGUCCCAUUUGUCUGUCGGUCAGGUGGAGGUCGACGGGCAGAAGUUCAAAGGGAGAGGCUCCAAUAAGAAGGAAGCAAAGGCCUUUGCUGCACUUGCUGCUUUGGAGAAACUGUUUCCAGAGGAAGACAGAGACUUAAACGCCAACAGAAACCUUCAAAAGAAGAAGAUCACCUACACUGACAUGGUAGCUCUUUGAGUUUAGGAUCGAAAUAUGAAGAACUUAGUUUGUACUGAAAAUGAAGAAAAACUAUAUGUUAUUAGUUUGUGUGCAUGUUCUGUUAAAAUGACCUCUGGUAUGCUGUGGAUAAUUUGUCAGACUCGUCGGAUUUAUAUUUGCCAUUUUCUGUUUAACAGCACAUCCCAGGGUUUGGCACUAUCCGCGGUAUCCCGUCAGACUCAGGAUCUCGCGGAUGGGGUCCCAACAGAGGCAGAGGGAGGGGCCGAGGCAAACCAUAUCCUCCAGGACCCAGUUAUAACAAGAGUAAGGAAUUUCACGAGCUCGCAACGUGUUGACUAGUUUUGUACUCGAGAAUCACUUCAUACAUUUUUGCAGAAUUUAAAAAAUGUAAUAAUAAUAAUAAUAAUAAUACCUUUUUCUUUUUUUAUUUUUAAAGCCAACUACAGUUACGAGAGCAGCACUGGCACAGGAUAUCGUAAGUUCACUCUCUUAUGAUGAUGAUAAUAACAACCCUAGAUAGUAGCAGUGUUGUUUGUGUGUGAAUGCAUAUAACUGCUGGACAACUCAAUUCAGAUCAUCAGUAGAAAGAUGCUGUUUUCCCUGGCUAGUUUAGUCUUUUCCUAAAGGGAUAUUCCAGUGUAAAAUUAAGUUUUACAAAUAAUGCUCAGAAUCAGUGUUGUUUUCGUUGACGAAAAUAUUUUGUCAAAGCCCCCUUUUUUUCCAUGACAAAGACGUGACGUUGACGAGCUAAACAUAAGUCCUAGAUGACUAAAAUGUGACGAGACGAAUGUGCGUUUACGUUGACGAGACUUGACGAAAAUGUUAGUGGUGGACGAUGAACAGAGUUGCAAAAUUCAUCUGUCAAACGCUAAACAUAUUCUGCAGUGUUGUUUUCGUUGACGAAACAAAAAUACUGCUCAGAACAGCACCUAACUUCAUCAACAGGACAUACAGGGUCCCAGCCAAUCAAACAUCUUUUAGCUUUGCCUGAUUUCUUAAGCAGAAAGACCAAACACAGCUCAACCACUCUCCUCCAGCAGCCGCUUGUUUGUGGGGAAGCCCUGACGAGUCGAUCACCGAGUGCAGCGUAUCAUUUCCAUGAAGUAAUAAUCAUCAUGAUAAUAAUUUUGCUGAUUGCAUUUCCAUGAGGUAAUGACCAUCAAUGUUCUUCCUUGAGCUGCGAAACUCCGCUGCACUCGGUGAUUGACUCGUCAGGGCUCCCCGACAAAUAAGCGUCUCCCCCCCACAAACAACUUAUUUUUGUGUCGUAAAGACAACGUUGAUAAUGGUCUUGUCUUUUCCAUCCCUCAGAUAAACUGUACGGCGGUAAUGCUGCCGGCCCAGCAGCUAAAAGCUCCCCUGGAUCAGGCUACGGCACCUUCUACCCUGAGGGUGGGAACUAUUCCUCCACAGCUGACACCAGCUCAGACUCAAACACAACCAAGGCACAAAGCUACCAAUCAAUGCCUCCCCCUGCUGACCAGCAGAGCCCCUACAGCUACGGGUACGGCGAUGAGAAAAAGAAGAUGCUGACCCAAGGUCCGAGUGAAAGCCAAGACGUAGACUACUCCAUGUACAGCACAGCUUACCCCAGCUCUGUGACCGGAGGCCAGGUGUACAACAACUACGGUGAGUAAGACCAUAAAGAGAAGGGCUAAUGUUUUUAUCUGAAAACAAAUAACGCACAUUCUGCUCUUCCUAAAUCCUGUUCCUCAGAUUAACUUUGUGGUUUUCUGUCCACCUUCACAGGCUGGGAGAACCAGUCCUGGGGGGGUCAGCAGGGGCAAAGCACAUACCAGGGCUUUGGUGGGCAGAACCAGGACUCUUACUCUGGAUACAGCAACAUGAAUUAUUAAUCCGCUUUUCUCAUCUGACUGUUCCAUCCUCGGACAUCGACUGUUCAGCCUUGAUUGUGAUCUGGUAUACUUAAAGAAUGGAAAAGAAAAAGGGUCUGUUUCUCUGUUUAAACAAAGAUUUUGCUGGUUUUGCAUUUCGAUUCAGUGACUUAAAGAAAUGAGGGCGACAGAUUCAGGCUUUUCUCUGUGGUUUAAAUCCGCCUGUUUUCUUUGGACUCCAGUAUCCAUUGAACUGUUCAUAUUAACAUGAGUGUCAAAAGAGAGCAGUUUUAUCAUCGUGUCUUGUUCCUGACGUGGUUUCUUUUCAUCUAGUAUUGGUUCUGUAAGUGAAUAUUGUUAUUUUGUUUUGUGUUGUAUAAAAAGCUCUGAUCCUUUCUGUAAAAUAAAAUUAUCUUUGGAGCAGAUUACAGACCGGUUUGUCGGCUAAGUCAAAUCUGAGUCACAAAGACAGAAACUUA
This is a messenger RNA of Xyrichtys novacula (pearly razorfish), 11675 nucleotides long. The record is from the annotation of a GenBank genome assembly. NCBI's taxonomy places the organism in Eukaryota, Metazoa, Chordata, Actinopteri, Labriformes, Labridae.